CAUGUUAUAUCUGGCCAGUUUUUAGUCUCUAUAGCACGGUGUUUGACUGGCAUAAAGAUGGCCCAAACUUUUUCUAUUUUUGUAUAAUUCUUCAACACAAAAGAGAGAAGGUACUGAAGAAUAGAUGUUUGGUGGGCAGAAUUGGUGGUUGUCCUUCUGUAGGAGUUUGCCAACUACAAAACACGUUUUGUGAUACUUAUUUUCUCUAGAAGCUGAUGCCAAUCCCCAAAGCUUUUGAAGGUGUGUGUGAAGGAUGUGUGCUAGGCAAUCACCAUAAAGAUCCUUUUCGUUCAAGAAAAGCAUGGAGAGUCAAUCAUCCAGUACAACUCAUUCAUGAUGAUUUAUGUGAACUGGGUUAUCCUUCACUAUUAGGCGCUAGGUAGUGAUGAUGAUAUUUCAGCUAGACAAGAGACAAGGAGUGUUGAAAAGAUAUGUAGGCAAGGUUUGAAGAUCUGAGGAAGGAAUGGCAUGCUCUCAUGGCCAAAAUCUUACAGAUAAAUGACACAAUCUCAUAUGAGCAAGCUAGAGGGAAGAAAGAAUGGGAGCAAGCCAUGAAAGAGGAAUUUGAUGUAUUGCUAAAGAACAAAACUUGAAAACUUAUGCUCCUCCCCAAAAGAAAGAAUCUGAGCAAGGCAUGAAAGAUGAAUUUGAUGUAUUGCUAAAGAACAAAAAAUGAAUACUUAUGCUCCUCCCCAAAGGAUUCUUCUGGGAGUGACAGUGAAGAUGGCUCACAAAGUGAGAAGAAUAUUUCUCCAAGUGACGAAUACAACAGUGAAGAUGAAGAACAGGAGAACUGCAUUGCAACUAGAAUAAGCAGAAUGCCUGAUUGUGAAAGAGGGCAGGGUGGAGCAUCAGAUAGAUGUGAAGGAUUAUCAGAAGAUGAAGAUAUAGAUGAUACAAGUUUGAUGGGUGAUGCUUCAAAAUGGAAAGAAAAUUUGUUUUCUCAAUCAUUUUUGAAGAAGAAAAUAAAUCUGAUGGACCUUGUGUAUGGUCAAUCCGCAUCAAUUCCCACUCCAAAGUCCUUUCAAGGACUUACAGAAGAUAGUGACAGUGAUGGUAGUGAUGAGGAGGAAGUGUUCAAGCUAAAACGGAAUUCUGAAAAGAAAAAACGUGAUAUGCAUCUCAAUGUUGAAGAUCCAAAUGCUGAUGACUGCACUAAGUCACAGGUAGACGAUUCACAGCUAAGUGAUUGGUUAAAUCAGGAUGUCAUUGAAAGCAUUCGCGACCGCUUUGUUACUGGUGACUGGUCAAAGGCUGCUCGCCGAGGUGAAGAAAUGGGUGGGAGUGAUGAGGAUGAUGAUUCUGCCUUUGGAGAUUUUGAAGAUCUGGAGACAGGAGAGAAGUACGGAGGAGAUGAUGCUAAUGAUAAUUUGGAGGACAGUAAAAAAUUGAAGUUUGCAGAAGAACAACGAAGACUGAAAAAGCUUGCACUUCGUGCCAAAUUUGAUUCUCAAUAUAAUGGAUCUGAGCCUUUGGACAAAGAAGAGGAGGAUGUGAAAAAGACCAAAUAUCACACAAGUCAAGCUGGACAAAGUGACUUCUUAGACAAGAUUAAGGAAGAGAUAGAGCUUUGUAAGCAGAGGAAUUUAGCUGAGCUUAAUGAGAUUGAUGAGGUUACUCGUCUUGAAAUGGAGGGAUUUCAAACUGGUUCAUACUUGAGUUUGGAGGUGCAUGCCAUGCCUUUUGAGAUGGUCAAAUAUUUUAACCCCCGGCAUCCAGUCCUGGUUGGAGGGAUUGGUAGAGGGGAAGAAAGUGUGGGAUAUAUGCAGGUUCAAUUGAAGAGGCAUAGAUGGCAUAGGAAGGUAUUGAAGAAUCGGGAUCCCUUUGUAGUUUCUAUUGGUUGGAGGCGCUAUCAAACAUUGCCGGUUUACUCACUUGAGGAUAGAAAUGGGUGCCAUAGAAUGCUUAAAUACACACCAGAACACAUGCAUUGCCUUGCAACAUUCUGGGGCCCUCUUGCACCUCCCAAUACUGGGAUAGUUGCUUUUCAAAAUUUAUCUAGCCAUCAGGCAUCCUUUCGGAUCACUGGAACCGGUGUUGUAUUAGAGUUUAACCAUUCGUUUCAGAUCGUUAAGAAGCUCAAACUUGUGGGUUACCCCUACAAAAUUUUCAAAAAUACGGCCUUUAUCAAAGAUAUGUUCACAUCAGCUCUAGAAGUGGCUAGGUUUGAGGGCGCUUCUGUCAGAACAGUUAGUGAAAUCCGAGGUCAAGUGAAGAAGGCUGUAAAGUCUGGACAAGGGAAGGAAGGUAGUGUGAGGUGCACUUUUGAGGACAAAAUCCUCAUGAGUGAUGUAGUUUUAUUAAGAGCAUGGACUCGAUUUGAUAUUCCUCGUUUCUUUAACCCUGUGGCAACAUCUCUUCAAUCUCGUGAUUAUGUUUGGAAAGGCAUGAAAACUGUUGCAGAACUCAGAAGAGAGCAAUCUCUUCCUAUUCCUGUUAAUAAGGAUUCUUUGUACAAGCCUAUAGAACGACAACCCAAGCAAUUCAAUGCGUUGAAAAUACCGAAGAAACUGCAACAAGCCCUUCCAUUUAAAUCGAAGCCAAAAGAUCUUCCAAAACGAAAAACCCCUAUACUUGAAAAUCGUCGUGCUGUGGUUAUGGAACCUCAUGAACGGAAAGUUCACACUCUUGUCCAACAACUGCAAACAAUAAGAAAUGAAAAGAUAAAGAAGCGUAAAUUGCAGCACCAGGAACAAAGAAAAGCAUAUGAAUUGAAAAAGGCUAAAGAUGAACAGGUCACGAAGCGACGACAACGUGAGGAACGGAGAAAACGGUACAGAGAAGAAGCAAUGCAGGAAAGACGCACAAGACAAAAAAAUGAGUAAUAACUUGUCUGUAAAUUCAGAAAAGUACACAGGUUUCAACUGUUUCUGUUGAAUUCUAUGAAGCUACAGUACCGGCAAAAUGCAUUUCAAAAGAGAGUUGGAAUUUCAUGAAUUUUAAGAAUUUUCUAACACCCAAACAGAAGGGCUGUUGUUCUUUGCGGCAGUAUCUGCCCAUGAUUGGUCAAUGGAUGUGCCAGCAACUUAACAGCCCCUGGGCAAAACCGUAGCAACUAUAUUUAGCAUGGAACUUUCUUUCUCAGCAUUCUGUGAUCAAGAUUGAUGUAGUAUAUGCGUUUGAAGAGUAUUUCUGAAGGGGCGCCAAACAAUGGCUCUAAUCUUCACAGUUUUGAGCAACAUUACAUUGCAUUUUUUAGGGUUGAAUAAUUUAUUGGUUAAAGUUGUAUGCGAUGGUCAAUUCAAUUCCCAAUUUUGACUUACUUUCUUAGGUUUUGAGGUUCAGGUAACCGAGGAAACAGCUUGACACAUUAUUAUGCUUCUAGAGCAAUUAGCAGAGAAUUGACAAAAUAUUUUGCACCAUUUAUUUCCUCACCAGCAUUGUAUGUCUCUAAUCACUUAAAGCAUAAUAUACAUAUUAGUAUACUAUCAUCAUUGCUGUCUAUGCAGUCCAUAAAGUGACAGCAUGCUAAUCUCCCAAGGACUAUUUUGUAAAAUCAAUUAUGCUUGACACUGAAGGCUAAAUCUGUUAGUAAGGUGCAGUUAAUAGUCUCUCAAUCGUGCCAUUUGAAUAUCCUUAA
Molecule: messenger RNA, 3580 nt
Organism: Cryptomeria japonica (Japanese cedar)
Lineage: Eukaryota; Viridiplantae; Streptophyta; Pinopsida; Cupressales; Cupressaceae
Exons: 13
Coding region: 819-2825 (668 amino acids)
Biological process (GO): endonucleolytic cleavage of tricistronic rRNA transcript (SSU-rRNA, 5.8S rRNA, LSU-rRNA); ribosome biogenesis; maturation of SSU-rRNA from tricistronic rRNA transcript (SSU-rRNA, 5.8S rRNA, LSU-rRNA)
Cellular component (GO): 90S preribosome
Molecular function (GO): GTPase activity; GTP binding; U3 snoRNA binding
Source: RefSeq, a predicted model, not a curated record